Messenger RNA from Jatropha curcas, 1231 nucleotides. RefSeq names its product GDP-mannose 3,5-epimerase 2. Lineage: Eukaryota; Viridiplantae; Streptophyta; Magnoliopsida; Malpighiales; Euphorbiaceae. The record is from RefSeq and is a predicted model, not a curated record.
UAAUUCGUUGAUACAUGGUGUCUCUCCAGAAUGGGGAGCACUGGUGGAACUGCAUUUGGGGAAUACACCUACGAGAACCUUGAGAGGGAACCCUACUGGCCUUCAGAAAAGCUCCGUGUUUCUAUUACUGGGGCCGGUGGGUUCAUUGCCUCACAUAUUGCUUGGCGAUUAAAGAGUUAGGGCCAUUAUAUCAUUGCUUCAGAUUGGAAGAAGAAUAAGCACAUGACAGAGGAUAUGUUCUGUCAUGAAUUUUAUCUUGUCGAUCUUAGGGUGACGGAUAACUGUUUGAAGGUGAUUUCUGGAGUUGAUCAUGUGUUUAAUCUUGCUGCUGAUAUGGGAGGAAUGGGCUUCAUUCAGCCAAAUCAUUCUGUUAUCAUGUAUAACAAUACGAUGAUAAGUUUCAAUAUGCUUGAGGAUGCAAGGAUCAAUGGAGUUAAGAGGUUCUUUUAUGCCUCUAGUGCUUGCAUCUACCCUGAAUUUAAACAACUAGAAACUAAUGUGAGCUUGAAGGAGUCUGAUGCCUGGCCUGCUGAGCCUCAAGAUGCUUAUGGUUUGGAGAAGCUUACAACUGAAGAGCUAUGCAAGCAUUACACUAAUGACUUUGGGAUGGAGUGUCGUAUUGGGCGGUUCCAUAACACAUAUGAGCCAUUCGGCACAUGGAAAGGUGGGAGAGAGAAGGCCCCUGUAGCAUUUUGUAGGAAAGCAAUCACUUCCACAGAUAAGUUUGAAAUGUGGGGAGAUGGGCUGCAAACCCGGUCUUUCACCUUCAUUGACGAAUGUGUAGAGGGUGUAUUAAGAUUGACGAAGUCAGAUUUCCGGGAGCCAGUGAAUAUUGGAAGUGAUGAAAUGGUCAGCAUGAAUGAGAUGGCUGAGAUUGCGCUGAGCUUUGAUAACAAGGAGCUACCGAUCCAUCACAUUCCUGGUCCAGAGGGAGUUCGUGGCCGAAACUCUGGUAACACACUGAUCAAAGAGAAGCUCGGAUGGGCCCCUUCCAUGAAAUUGAAGGAUGGGCUAAGGGUAACAUCCUUCUGGAUUAAGGAUCAGAUUGAAAAAGAGAAAGCUCAAGGUGUUGAUUUAUCCGUUUAUGGGUCAUCAAAAGCUGUGGGAACACAAGCAUAUGUCCAACUGGGCUCUCUUCGUGCUGCUGAUAGUAAAGAAUGAAGCAUACAAACCUUAGUACUUGUAUAUUUAUUCCAGCAGGAAUGCAUUAGCGAGCUCCUACUUAGUUUAA